Messenger RNA from Ananas comosus (pineapple), 1545 nucleotides. RefSeq names its product probable WRKY transcription factor 11. The transcript is spliced from 3 exons. NCBI's taxonomy places the organism in Eukaryota, Viridiplantae, Streptophyta, Magnoliopsida, Poales, Bromeliaceae. The record is from RefSeq and is a predicted model, not a curated record. Gene Ontology annotation, molecular function: sequence-specific DNA binding; DNA-binding transcription factor activity. Gene Ontology annotation, biological process: regulation of DNA-templated transcription. Bases 40 to 960 code for a protein of 306 amino acids.
GGUAUAUAUAGUUUAAAGAAGCUCUACUAAGGAGUUCAUAUGAAUUCCACCAUGAAUAAAGAAGCAUCAGAUGAUAUCACCAUCCUUAGUGCUGCUCAGAGAAGCAUAAACACAGCUCAUCACCUCUUUCGCUGCGUCGUGAGCCAAAAGCCGGACAGAAGCGCUUCCCAGGAGCUUAGCGUGAUCGCCCGUGAAACCAUCGCCGAGUUCAAGAACUUACUUUCUUUGCUCGACGGCGUGACUUAUCCCCGCGACAAAAGAAUUCGAAAGGGUCCGUUGCCAACUUCCAACGAGAUCAAUCGUGCUGCGCUGAUUGAAAGAUGGACCUCCCCUAGUUGCUCCAAGAACACCAUGAACUACAAUGGUGUUCAGUUGUUUCAGAAACUGCAGUCUCAAGCAUACUUCGCCGUCCCGAAGUGUACUUCAGGCAUGCAGUUUCCUGGUGCAAUGAAUCAGAGAUUGCUGUUUCCUUUAAGACGGCCGAUCUCUUCUUCGAUUGGCAUGAAUCCUUAUAAAACCAACAUGCAUUUGGUGAACCAUUGCUUCUCUUCUUCAGUAACACAAGGUUCUUCUAUUGGAGAAUCCUCUAUGCUUUCUAAUCAUAAGAGGAAGCACAAUAGUGAAGGGGGAAUGAACUGCACUGCUUCUACUGGAGGAUGCCACUGCUUCAAGAGAAGGAAGCCCAGGAAUAGAACAACAAUAAGAGUGCCGGCUUUUAGUGGCAACUUUGCAGAUAUACCCCCAGAUGAUUUCUCAUGGAGGAAAUAUGGGCAGAAGCCCAUAAAAGGUUCUCCACAUCCAAGGAGCUAUUACAAAUGUAGCAGCUUGAGAGGAUGCCCUGCGAGGAAGCACGUCGAGCGCUGUUUACACGACGCAAACAUGUUGAUCGUAACUUAUGAAGGAGACCACAGCCAUCCAAGAACUGCGUUAGCUACGUCUAGUUUCAUGGUAACUCCGUAGAUGCAUCUCACUAAGAUGCACUCGACAUUAUCAUCGGAUAUCACUUAGUCUGAAUCUCACAGCAGUGUUAGUGCUUGGCCUUAUUCGCGUCGAAUAAGGCUUGACGCCAGCUUGGUAGAUAGAAUUUCAUGGCGUGCGUGUUGAUCCAUCCCCUUCUACGCGAAUCGACAAAUGUAAGUAGUAAGAUCCAAGUAUCCGUGGCUUUUUUGCGAGAACUCAAAAAUAGUAUGCUCCAUUGGGCCUUAUGGGCUCAUUUGGAGCUCGUGUCUCUGGCUACAACGAACUAUCCUUUAUAAACAAAUUUUACAAUACUUUACAAAUAUAUCUAUGUUCGUGACCAUAUUUAGUUCGUGGAGAUAAGCAUGACUUAUAAUUCUGCAAUGAAAUCCGAUUACUAAAGCGAUGUAAUUUGUAAAGCAUCGUGUGUAAGAUGUAUUUCUAGCAUAAAAUUACUGCCCCAACAAGAAAAUGAAAAGAACGUAGUACCACGAGAGCUACAAGGAACGUAAUGCGUAGCCAAUAAAUUACCUGAUCGUAUGUACUGUUUUUUCUUAUUAAUGAAAACGCUCUGCGAGGUAUUUUUUA